CUCUCUGAUGGCGCGUGAUGGGUCUCGGGAAUUGCUCCACGGCAUGAGAGGUGUCUAUGGUCGCGGCGUGAGGAACAACCGCAGCACGAAGGAACCAUGCGCCGCGGAGCGAAGGCAUGGCACGGCGUGGCGGCAGACUGGUCCUUCACGGCGCGGGGACGAACGCGGCGUGGCAGGGAGCGGGCUUCACGGCGCGGCACUCUUCACGGCGCGGCACGUUAGGAGCUGGGGUCUCUGUCGGCCUCGUGGCGGGCGUCGCGACGCCUGGGCAGCUCGUCCUUCUUCGUGUCUCGGGCUCGUUUAUGCUUGUUCAGACUCUGAAUUUGAUUCUCUUUUUUUUCCUGUCACGGUUCAUCAAGUCCAUAAACACCGCUGGUGCAUUACUCAACCCAAACGGCAUCACCACGAACUCGAAAUGACCGUAUCUUGUUCGAAACACAGUUUUAGCUACGUCAGACGAGAAAAGUUGUUUGCGAAAUUCUCCAAAUGCGAGUUCUGGCUCCAACGAGUAUCCUUCCUAAUGUGUAUAGUAGUGGGGUGGUAUGGGACAAAAAAUAAAUCCACUUGGUUUCAGACUUUGAUUACUCAGGCAGGUAUCGAGGUGGAUCCUUCCAAGGUUUCAGCUGUUAAGAAUUGGUCAGCACCGAGGAGUCCGUCCGAGGUUCGAAGUUUUCUCGGUCUAGCUGGAUACUAUCGCAGGUUCAUCGAGGGCUUUUCCAAGAUCGCCCUCCCUCUAUCCCAGCUGACUAGGAAGUCUGUGAAGUUCGAGUGGAUUGACCGAUGUGAGUCGAGCUUUCAGGAGCUCAAGAGGAGAUUUACUUCAGCACCGGUGUUGACUAUUCCCGAUCCUUCUCGGAGUUUCACCAUUUUCAGCGAUGCUUCGAGACAGGGCUUGGGAUGUGUCCUUAUGCAGGACGGCCAGGUCGUUGCGUAUGCUUCCCGUCAGCUUAAGCCGCAUGAGCAGAAUUAUCCGACGCACGACUGGGAGUUAGCAGCAGUCGUGCAUGCUCUCAAGAUUUGGCGACACUAUCUUUACGGCGGUCAUUGUGAGAUUUUCACAGAUCAUAAGAGCUUGCAGUAUAUCUUUACUCAGAAGGAGCUCAACAUGAGACAGCGCCGUUGGUCAGAGCUCGUCAAGGAUUACGACUGCUCUAUUCAGUACCAUCCGGGAAAGGCGAACGUCGUUGCAGAUGCCCUAAGCCGACAG
Striga hermonthica is the source of this 1207-nucleotide messenger RNA. NCBI's taxonomy places the organism in Eukaryota, Viridiplantae, Streptophyta, Magnoliopsida, Lamiales, Orobanchaceae. The record is from the annotation of a GenBank genome assembly.